Molecule: messenger RNA, 2766 nt
Organism: Phytophthora sojae
Lineage: Eukaryota; Oomycota; Peronosporomycetes; Peronosporales; Peronosporaceae
Product: phosphatidylinositol-4-phosphate 5 kinase-like protein
Exons: 8
Coding region: 1-2766 (921 amino acids)
Biological process (GO): phosphatidylinositol metabolic process
Molecular function (GO): phosphatidylinositol kinase activity
Source: RefSeq, a predicted model, not a curated record
AUGGCAAGGUCGCACAGCACAGAGACCCCGUACCGCCGCUCCCAGUCCGUCACCAGCCACUCGCAGCAGCAUCGAGGCACGCCCGUGCUGGAGGAGCAGAACUACAUGAGCCCGUUUAGCCCGCCGUCCAACGGCCUCUACGUCAUGGAGACGCCGCAAGAGCGCGACGGCGACGCGGCGCGCGACGGACGCCGCUCCAUGCGCCAACUGCCGCCCGUGGACCAGAACGGCUCCUUCCGACAGCGCCACGGCAUCACGCGCGGCGCGUCCAACGGCUUCGCCACCAUGGACAACGGCAGCGCCAUCAGCAGCUCCAGCGGGAACUACAUUGACGCCAUGAGCCUGAACAACAACAACAACAUGAGCGCCACGGCGCAGCAGCCGCUCAUCUCCACGCCGCGCGCCACGCAGAAGAACAUCGUGCGCGUGAUCGACAAGGACAUGACGCAGCAGUUCCGCGGACGCUCCAAGUCGGUGGGUCAGGGACGCAUUCGCUGGUUCGAGAACAGGAAGUCGCAGCUCCUUGGGUUCUGCCUUACGAUGGCUUUCCUCGGCGUGUCGGUCGCCAUGUACAGCUACCGAUGGACGGGACUUAUUGCUGGCUCGGUGAACAGCCUCAUUUGCGGCUCCGCUGUUGUUAUCACGUACUGCCGCAAGAAGCAGUGGCACCAGCACCCGAACCCGAUCGUGCACAAUCGCUCGGUACUGAGUAUCUUCAUGGCGGUGUGCUUGCUGUUGAACGUGCUGGUGGACUUCGACCCGAGUGGAUCGAACACGGACUGUCAGCGACUUGCAGGUAUCACGGAAUUCUUCUUCUUCACAGGCGAGGCGUGGGGUCUCGUCAUGGCUUGCGAUCUGUUCUUCUCGCUCACGAGUCCGUUCACGAGCUACAAACGACUGAUGAAAUUCUACCACCUUUGGGUAUGGCUGGGAGGCAUUACUAUGGGUGUGAUCACGUACUCGGUCCAAGGUGCUGGCGGAUUCUUCACUGUGGACGGCCAGUCCAUGACCUACGAGACCGACACGGACACUGUCAUCGGCUUUUGCUUGGCUUCAUCGCGUAUUUGCUGCGAUUCUGGCGAAACCUGCCCUGACACGAUUCAAAAGUGCUCCACUACCGCGAGCUUCUUGAACGCGCAGAAAUGGCCCUGGAUUUUGAUUUACAGCUUCGUGCUUCUGGUGCUGUUCGUGUCUGUGUGUGUGCUGACGUUGGCGUGGCACCGCCUCUACCUGCGUGGUGUCCCCAAGACAUACAACAUUCGCCUUCGUGUGCUGAACUACAUUUCCUUCUUCACGGGCGCGUAUGUUUUCUACUGGUUGCUCCUGCUGCUUCUCUACAUGUGCGCGUACUUCUUGUCGACCAAGAGUGACACGUUAAACUCGAAGGCCGUUGCGCAGGUUCUGCGUCAAUUGGUCAUCUUCCUCAUUUCGUCGAAGGGAUAUCUCGACUAUGUGAUUUGGUUCGCUGUGAACAACAUCAACAGAAAGAGUGGAAACGGACGCGAUGAAUCGGCAGAUGUGGAUGUCGACCUUAGCCCGCAGGCCAACACGGCCCUGCGAUCAGAAAUUCUGUACUACACCACCUCAGGCAUUAAGGAGUCUGUUCGUGCUGUGACUGACGAGCUGAUCACCAUCCCGAUUUCUGGCGAAGGCGAUGCGGGCAAGUCUAUCAAGUUUUGGUCAUUCUGCCCAACAUCUUUCCGCAACAUUCGAUUGACCUUUGGAAUCAGUGACGCCGACUACAUUCAAAUGUUUGGCGCUACGACCAAGGAACGAUUCAGUGAAGGUCGUAGUGGUGCUUUCAUGUUCUACACGUCUGAUGAAAGUCUGAUCGUGAAGACAAUGUCCCCCGAAGAGUGUGCGUUCUUGCGCAAGAUGGCACCUAAUUAUGAGGCCUACAUGACCAGCAACCCCGACACACUCCUCACGCGGUUCUACGGUUGCCACUCCGUCUCGCUGUACGGAAAGAUGUACUACUUCGUUGUGAUGGGAAACCUGUUCGCGGACACGGACGUUGUGCAUCACCGUUACGAUAUCAAGGGAUCGUGGGUGGAUCGUAAUGCGAAGGUCCCGAGUGUCGGUGAUAAGACCGCGUGCCGUUACUGCAACGCUUCGUACACGUUCGGCAGUACCAAAAACCAGGAGUGUGGUGACGGCAUGAACUUCCACGAGCCCGACAUUGUCCUCAAGGACAACGACUUGAUGACCAAGAUUCGCAUUGACCCGGCAACAGCCCACCGCAUCUACGACCAGAUCCACAAGGACAGCGACUUUUUGUGCUCGCAGGGCAUCAUGGAUUACAGUCUACUCAUGGGUAUUCAAAGCUCGGAGUACUUUGUCGACACAAGCCAGCUGCCGCAAGCCCGUCGCGACCUGCUCUUCACGCAACCUGCGACGAGCGUGGCUGGUCCGUCGCUCUACCAUUUCGGUAUUAUUGACUUUCUGCAGCAGUGGACAAUGGAAAAGAAGAUGGAGCGGUUCUACAAGACGUUCGUCAAGCGGAAAGACCCGGAAGGUGUCUCCGCUUUGCCGCCGAAGCCCUACAAGUUCCGUUUCCAGCAGAAGAUGUCGCGCAUCUUCGCGCUGUCGACGCACACGCGCGCUGAGAACGACACGGCUUUCAACCACAACUACCCGGCACUGAUCGACGUGCUGGACCAGGGCAACUUCGACACCCAGCGCCACAACACCUUCAUCAACAACUCGGUGAUGGAGCAGAGACCGGUGUUCAACCCCGACCUGCAGCAGGACAUCCGCGUGGUGUAG